AUGUCCGGAAGACCUGAGCCCCUCCGCCUCGGCAGCGUUGCCCCCAACUUCGAUGCCGACACCACCAACGGUCCCAUCAACUUCCACGAGUUCAUCGGCGACAAGUGGGUGAUUCUGUUCUCUCACCCCGAGGACUACACCCCUGUCUGCACCACCGAGCUCGGUGCUUUUGCUAAGCUCGAGCCCGAGUUCACCAAGCGUGGUGUCAAGCUCAUUGGUCUGUCGGCCAACACUGUCGACAGCCACGGUGGCUGGAUCAAGGACAUCAACGAGAUCUCCCAGACUAGCCUCAAGUUCCCCAUCAUUGGCGACAAGGAGCGCCAGGUCGCUCUCGCCUACGACAUGCUUGACCACCAGGACGCCACCAACGUCGACGCUAAGGGUAUUGCUUUCACCAUCCGCUCCGUCUUCAUCAUCGACCCCAAGAAGACCAUCCGCACCAUCCUCUCAUACCCCGCCUCCACUGGUCGCAACACUGCUGAGGUCCUCCGCAUUGUCGACUCUCUCCAGACCGGUGACAAGCACAGAAUCACCACUCCUAUCAACUGGAUUCCCGGUGAGGAUGUCAUUGUUCACCCCGGCUUCAAGACCGAGGACGCCCAGAAGGUCUUCCCCAACAUCCGUGUCGUCAAGCCAUACCUUCGCUUCACCCCCCUCAGCAAAGAGGAGACGAGUUCGAGCGCCCAACUCUCAGUCGCAAGCAACCAAUCUGGCGUGUCAAAACGAGACGACUAUGAAUCAUCCUCAGAAAUGGAUGCGAUGAGCCAUGUUUCAGAUCACCCCAUUCGCUCAGCUGCCGGCUCACCCAUCCCACCUCAGACGCCAAAUGCUACCUCGGCUACCGCGAACUUGUCUGGCCUGGUAUGCAACGUUCAUCGUACUACUGGAAGGGAGCCUCACCCUCUGGUUGGAGCUACAACUACAAUACUCGGUGACAAGAUGUAUGUUUUUGGAGGUCGCAAGAUAUCAAAGUCUCGUCCCACUUUGACCUCGGAUCUCUACGAGCUUGAUCUUCCUCGUCGGCAUUGGUCGAAGAUAGAGACUAAAGGUGAUGUCCCGCCCCCAAGGUACUUCCACAGUGUGUGUGCUCUCGGAGACAACAAGCUCGUAUGCUACGGAGGCAUGUCACCUGAAGGUGGUCCUGCCGCCCAGAGCGAAUCUCCUGAUGCUCAGGUGAGCGUCAUGUCCGACGUGCACAUCUACGACAUACCAUCACAUACAUGGACAAGAAUCAGUACUGGAGAGGCACCACAAGGUCGAUAUGCCCACUGCGCAGCUAUUCUCCCGUCAGGGGCAGUCUUUGCCUCUUCUAACGCACCUUUGUCCGCUAUACACCACAACCCUUCUGGGGCUCAACCAAACUCAGGCUCGAUCGGUGUGGAACUCGAUGGAAGGGGUGGUGCCGAGAUGGUCGUCGUUGGUGGUCAGGACAGUGGCAAUCACUACAUUGAGCAGAUCAGUGUGUUUAACUUACGCAGCCUGAAAUGGACCUCGACCAAGCCUAUUGGCGGCCGGAGUUGUGGUGCAUACAGAUCUGUUGUCACGCCGUUGGUCAGCAUGGAGAGUCACAAGGUUGGUGCAGGUCACGAGGGCGCAUCAAUCAACGGCGACUAUGACGAUGAUGAUGAUGAUGAAGACGACGACACCGACCUUAGCUCAUCCGGUUCUGCUAUGCUCAUCUACACCAAUUAUAACUUCCUGGAUGUCAAGCUUGAGCUUCAGGUUCGCAACCGCGACGGUACGCUCGUCGACAAACAAAUGCAGGGUACAGUGACACCCCCUGGACUCCGCUUCCCUACCGGAGGUGUCAUUGGUAAUAACUUUGUGGUGGCCGGCACAUUCUUGACGUCCUCCAAGCAGGAAUUCUCCCUAUGGGCUCUGGACCUUCGAUCAUUGACUUGGGCCCGCAUUGACAGUGGAAGCAGCAUAUUCAGUCAAGGAAGCUGGAACAGAGGUGUCCUGUGGGAGCGAAGAAACUCCUUCAUUAUCCUUGGAAAUCGCAAACGAAACCUUGUGGACGACUACAACAAUCGUCGUCUUAACUUUAACAACAUGUGUGUUGUUCAGCUCGAAGCAUUCGGUUUAUACGACAACCCCAGAAAAGUCUGGCCGACUUCCGAUUAUGUAUCAGCCAGUGCCCCUCAAUAUCAGCCCGGCUCUGAAGGCUCUGCAGGCGGAAGGAGACUAUACAGCGGUGCUGAGGAGCUGGGUGAGAUGAUGCUUCAGUCGCGUGAGCUUUGCGAUAUGGACUUCCUUGCUAUCGAUGGCACUCGAAUCCCAGUGAACUCAAGACUCAUCGGGCGCAGAUGGGGCCCUUUCUUCAACCAGCUUGUGCGCGAAAGUGCCGGUCCUACUAAUGAGGGCGGCGACACUGCGACCCUCAGGCCAGCUACCAUGGCUUCUCGCAACUCCACUAUCACCAUCACACCUACGCUUACUUCCAAUGGAUCCACUCUAACCGCAAACAGCGUGACUGGAACCACAAUGACAUUGGAACCAGCCGAUGUCAGGAACCUACCACCAAACUCACGCCCAAGAACGCUGUAUCUUCCUCACACAGUGCCAACACUUCAGGCUCUGAUUCACUAUCUCUGCACUGGCUCGCUUCCGCAACAACCUUCGCAUCUUGCAACGCCUCAAAUCUUCUGCUCUCUGCUUCAACUUGCUCGUCCCUAUGAAAUCGACGGUCUAGCUGAAGAGGUUACGGAACGGCUUCAUGAAACGCUGGAUGGCCGCAAUGCUGCGGCUAUCUUCAACGCAGCAGCCAUGGCGGCUGGUGGUGGUCAAGGUGUUGUGUUCAAAGACAUCAACACCAGUGUGCACCCGCCUCGUGUGCAAAGUCUGGGAGGCCUUGAUGCCUUGACUCUCAACGGCAGCGGUGGUCGCAAUCCUCUGCGAGUGGAUACUGACAUGGCCAACGGACGUACUACACGCACGACUCUGCGUGGAGAAAGCUUGGCUGAGGAGGAUGAAGACAUCCCUGACUCGGCCUCGACCGCUGGAUCAGCUUACAGCGUCACGAGUAGUCGCCAAGGUGGCCGUGAUGAUGAGGAUAUCUGGGACGGCGGUCAAAGCCAUGUCAUCGGGUUGCAGAAACGCGGAUUGCGUGGUCUUAUGGAAGGUCGUCGUAUACGUGAGAGGGGCCGCAGCGAAGGCACCGGUACAGCCAGCAGUGUUACUGGUAGCAGCAGUAUCGCCGGCACUAGUGUAGCCAGCGGUAGUAUCAGCGGUCCCUCAGAUCCCAAGGGCCUCGGCUUGGGCAUCUCGUGA
Molecule: messenger RNA, 3270 nt
Organism: Aureobasidium namibiae CBS 147.97
Lineage: Eukaryota; Fungi; Ascomycota; Dothideomycetes; Dothideales; Saccotheciaceae
Exons: 4
Coding region: 1-3270 (1089 amino acids)
Biological process (GO): cellular oxidant detoxification; cell redox homeostasis
Cellular component (GO): mitochondrion; cytosol
Molecular function (GO): protein binding; peroxiredoxin activity
Source: RefSeq, a predicted model, not a curated record